Messenger RNA from Eremomyces bilateralis CBS 781.70, 1500 nucleotides. RefSeq names its product MFS general substrate transporter. Gene Ontology annotation, cellular component: fungal-type vacuole membrane. Gene Ontology annotation, molecular function: transmembrane transporter activity. Bases 202 to 1500 code for a protein of 432 amino acids. The transcript has a single exon. Lineage: Eukaryota; Fungi; Ascomycota; Dothideomycetes; Eremomycetales; Eremomycetaceae. Gene Ontology annotation, biological process: transmembrane transport. The record is from RefSeq and is a predicted model, not a curated record.
GUUGUGUCUAUACAGUAACUGAGCUUAAGCAGCGAACUUGCUUAAUCAUCACCCCCGCGUAAUGCGACAAUUCCGCUACUCUAACCAAACGGAGUUUAGGUUGUGCACUUCAGCGACGACAGCGAAGGGGAUAUAGACGAAUCGUCACACUACGUACCAACAAAUUCACUGAUCUCCGUGCAUCUACUCCAAUCAAGCAAGAUGUCGUCAACUCAAUUGCAAAGUCUUACAGCCGUCGACAGCCCUCGCGAUGGGUCGCGGCAUAGCGACGAGGCGCAAAGCAUUGCCCACGGCACCCGACAGUCCGUCUCGCAUUAUAGGGCUUCGCGCUGGGCGAUUCUCCUUGCUGCCUUUGGGAUCACCUUCAUCGCUGUCGGCGUGCCCAACUCCUUCGGCGUCUUCCAGGAAUAUUAUAAGUCGACACUAUUCCCCGACAUGCCGUCGCCUGAGAUAAUCAUCAUUGGCUCACUCUCGUCCAGCCUUUACAUGGUUCUUGGUGUGUUUACCGGACGAUUUGCCGACAUAUUGGGAUACCAGGCCGCCCUUAUAUCUGGCUCCAUACUCAUCGUCGGCGGCCUAGUUGCAGCAUCAUUCUCGACCCAAUUCUACCAACUCGUGCUCUCCCAGGGUCUUGCUUUCGGUCUUGGCACGGCUCUCGUAUACUACCCUGCUAUCAGUGUCUCCGGUCAAUACUUCCGGCGUCAUGGUCUCGCCAACGGCUUCGUGGUCUCGGGAGGGGCUCUAGGGGGCUGUAUCGGGCCAUAUUCGGUUCGCAUCAUGAUCCAAAGACUUGGGCUUCCCGGCACCUUUCGCAUGCUGGCAUACAUAUCGGCCGGAGUCCUUACUUUCUCCUGUGUCUCCUUCAUGCGAGCCGGAAGGCAGCCCGGCCCUCGGUUUCAGAAGAUUAUGGACCUUCGGCUGCUGAAAGACCCCCGUUUCCUGGUCAUCCUUGUAUCAGGUACUGUGGCCAUGACAGGCUUUUUGCCGCGUUACUUCCUUGUUCCAGCCUCCGCCGUGUCGCAGGGUAUCAACACAGAGUACGCUGCCUGGCUGCUCGGCCUCAUGAACGGCCUCUCGAUCAUUGGUCGUUUGGGUGUGGGCAGCUUUGCUGAUCGUUACGGCAAGCUGACGGCGCUGAUCGCCAGCUUCGUUCUCUGCGGCGUUGGACACCUGGUCUUCUGGCUUCCAGCUGUUAUGGUCGAGGCUGAAGAUGAGAAGCCCGUCGCGUUGAUGACAGUCUUCGUAAUUUUUGUCGGCUUCCUGGGCUCUGGAUUCGUGAGCCUGAUUCCAGUUGUUAUGUCGGACAUGUUUGGCUUUGAGGACCUUGCCUCCAAGGUUGGCCUACUGAAUAGUAUCAUGGGGUUAGGCGUCUUUGCGGGACCAAGCGCUGUGUAUGCGAUUGUAUCUGAUGGCCGGGACUUUAGCAUGGCGGUCUUGUUCUCGGGCCUGCUCAUGGUUGUCGGCGGCCUUAUGCUCACUCGAACAUACCGGCAUUUGUAG